Molecule: messenger RNA, 7940 nt
Organism: Polyodon spathula (Mississippi paddlefish)
Lineage: Eukaryota; Metazoa; Chordata; Actinopteri; Acipenseriformes; Polyodontidae
Product: caskin-2-like
Molecular function (GO): protein binding
Source: RefSeq, a predicted model, not a curated record
GGAGUGACAAUCCAAAGCUGGUAGCUGGAGUUUGGAGUGUCCAACAAUGAAGUAGGAAAUUACAAGUGUCAUUAUCUGACGCCGAAGAUUUAAACACGUUUAUUGGACAUUUAAAACAACGGGAUAAUUAAUAUUCACACCCUGAACCAACAUACCGGGGAUGUGUAAUUUUAUGCGAUAAUACCUGUGAGGAUCGGAGUUUAACUUUACGUACCUCCUGUGUGUGGAUGUUUUACGUUGGAUUUCUUUGCUGCGCUUGUAUUUUUUGAAGAGACUAGGCAGUUCAGCCCGCCACCUAUACUUUUUAUACAGUGUUUAUUUGCCCUAGACUACAGUUUAAGACGAGUUUAAUUGGAGUUGCAAGUUGCAGACUCCUUGCUGUUUGGGUCUUCAGUUCAGGAUCUCCCGGAAUUAGCUGCUGAAGCACACAGAUUCUCUCUGGAGAUAAACCUGGGAUAUCUCUUGAUUUUAGCAGCUCACUAGAAGACCAAGAAGUAUCCUGAAAACAGGCCUUCAUUAUUAAUUUACACUAUGCUUUUGGAGAACAGGAGUUCAAAGCAUUGUUUUUAAUUGAACAAUUUUAAUUUCAGUUUAAUCUCACAUACUUCACAUUUCUUGGAUGUUAAUUUGCCAAAUAUUGGUUGUAGUUAGUUAGUGCAUGAUUUGAUAAUUCUGGCGGUCCCCAUGGCACUCUGACGGAUUAUUGUGGUACUGCUACUCACAAGGACAGUGUGGAUUGUAACCAUGGGAAAAGAACAGGAGCUCUUCCAAGCAGUGAAGCAUGGGGACAUGCAGACUGCACAAAAGCUUCUGGCAAAGAUCAAAACCAAUCGCAACAAGCUGCUGGGCUCAACAAAGAGGCUGAAUAUCAACUACCAGGACUCCGAUGGGUUCUCAGCCCUGCACCACGCCGCCCUCACAGGCACCACUGACCUCAUCGCCCUGCUGCUGGAGGCCCAGGCCACUGUCGACAUCAAAGACAGCAAUGGAAUGAGGCCUCUGCACUACGCUGCCUGGCAGGGCAAAGCUAACUCCGUUCACCAGCUACUCCGCGCUGGCGCUUCUGUCAACCUGGCCUCCCAGGACGGGCAGAUCCCACUGCACCUCGCAGCUCAGUAUGGACACUACGAAGUGUCGGAGAUGCUGCUGCAGCACCAGUCUAACCCCUGCAUCAUAAAUAAGGCGCGGAAGACGCCGCUCGACCUGGCAUGCGAGUUUGGGAGGCUGAAGGUGGCUCAGCUGUUGUUGAGCAGUAACAUGUGUGUGGCCCUGCUGGAGGGGGAGAGUAAGGACAGCUCGGACUCUGGCUCCAACACUCCCCUGCACCUCGCUUCCAGGAACGGACACAAGGACAUCAUCCGGCUGCUGCUGAAGGCAGGGAUCGACAUCAACAGAACAACCAAGUCAGGGACCGCUCUGCACGAAGCAGCUCUCUAUGGGAAGACAGAGGUGGUGCGUCUUCUGCUUGACGCUGGAAUUGAUGUGAAUAUUCGCAACACCUACAGCCAGACCUCCCUGGACAUUGUGAACCAGUUCACCACAUCCCAUGCCAGCAAGGAGAUCAAGCAGCUGUUGAGAGAGGCAUCAGGACUCCUGCAGGUGCGAGCGCUGAAGGAUUACUGGAACAUCCACGACCCCACUGCCCUCAAUAUCCGAGCAGGCGACAUCAUCAUGGUUCUGGAGCAGCACAUGGACGGCCGCUGGAAAGGACACAUCCACGACUCACAGCGGGGUACAGACCAGGUUGGGUACUUCCCUCCCUCCAUCGUGGAGGUCAUCAGCAGGAGGGCAGGUGGCACCCUGUCCCGCCACUCCUCCCUGCCCAUGCAGCGCCAGCAGCUCCUCUCCAGACCCCCCCUCACAACCCUGACUGCCCCCCAGACUGACGACACCUACCAGCUGUACGCUCCACCUCCUCACAUCGCCUUUCACCGGUCAAAUGGGCACGGAGACAACACAGUUCCUGGCAGACAACCGUUUGAAAUGUCAGGGCCAGCCAGCCUCAGUGAGGAUAUAUGGGUCCUCAGGAGCUCGCACUCCUUAACUGGUGACCGGAACAGCGUUGGCAGCACGGGCAGUGUGGGCAGCACUCGGAGCGCAGGCAGUGGGCAGAGUAUGGACAGCACCAGCGGGCAGCCAACAGGUGGCAGCACAGAGAACAGCAAGGUACAGUGUGCGAUAGAAAUGGGAUUACACUCACAGCAGACAGGGGGCAGAGCUGUGUUCCAGGGAGCAAAGUUACUCCCAGCAGGGCCUGUCGAGCUGAGGUCCGGGGAGCAGAGUUACUCCCAGCAGUUCAUCCGACCGGAACACCUUCUGGAGGGCAAGGAUGCCGAAGCUAUUUACCUGUGGCUGAAUGACUUCCAGCUGGAACAGUACACUGCCAGCUUCAUCAACGCUGGAUACGACGUUCCCACCAUCAGCCGCAUGACUCCUGAGGACCUGACUGCUAUUGGAGUGACAAAACCAGGGCAUCGAAAGAAGAUUUCCAUUGAAAUCGGGAAUCUGAGUAUACCGGAGUGGCUGCCAGACUAUAUCCCGGCUGACCUGGGGGAGUGGCUCAGUGCUAUCGGCUUGUCCCAGUAUCACAAGAAGCUGUCAGAAAACGGGUACGACUCGAUAAACAUCGUCCGGGACAUCACAUGGGAGGACAUGCAGGAGAUUGGCAUUACCAAACUUGGUCACCAGAAGAAGAUGAUGCUGGCAGUGAAGAAGCUGUGUGACAUCCAGAAGGCUCUAAACCAGGCAGAGGCAGGCACGAGGACCCUGCGGCGCAAGAUCCCUGCAGCGCUGGACAUCGUCACCAUUGAGCCUGUGGAAGGCGGGGAGUGCCAGUCCCCCCACACCCCUAAAAUGCUGACAUUCCAGGACAGCGAGCUGAGCGUCGAGCUGCAGAGCGCCAUGUCCAACACCUACAGCAGCUGCCAGGACGGACUGGCCAUCAAGAACGCUGUGUCCAUGUCCUGUAGCCAGGAGAGCAUCGGGAUCCGCUCGCGGGGCUCCGGGCACUCUCAGGACAACAUGCUGGCCAGGACCACCCUCUCCAGCCGCUCCCAGGAGAGCCUGGGCAGCGGGGACAGCAGUGGCAGCAGCGGGAGCCGCUCCAAAGCAGGGGCCACCCAAGAGAGCCUCCGGAAACCCACCAGCGGGACUGACGGGACCAACGGUAGCCCUGCCAAGGAAAGGAACAUUCCGGAAGGCCGUGACCAACAUCAGUGGCCUCUAGUGCUCACUAAGAGUGGUGUCCCCACCUCCAGCAUCCUGGGGAAAGCCAUUCCCCCACAGCAUUUUCAUCAGUACUCAUCUGCCCUCAUCCCGUCAGCAGCCAAACAACCCUUCACACCGCCACACAUCCCUAGCAAAGCUCCUCAGGCUUUCAUUUACCCUCCAGUCCCAGCAAAAACCAAGCAGGUAGGUCCACUGCCUUCAGCCCCCGUGCUCCCGUUUCAGCAUAUGCCCCACUCUGCAGCACAGAAAGCGUUCACCUAUGUCCACUCUCAAUGCCAGGACAGCUUGGAAACUGAGCACAGCUCCCAUGCCAAGCCCCUGCCCGGCACUGUGCCCAUGCCAUGCCACAGCAGCCCAGCACUGAACUCAGACUUCUUCAAGUUGAAGAAGCGCUCCCAGAGCCUCACACGCCAUGCCAUGUCUGACGACGAACCUGAGGAAAACGAGAGACCUGUGGGCAACCUGGGAUCCUACGCUACCCUGACCAGACGGCCUGGGCGCAGCCAGCUGGCACGGUUACCAUCCGCCCCAGACCGGAAUGUCAACCGCAGCCAGUCAUUUGCCAUCAGGACCCGCCGGAAAGGACCGCCCCCUCCUCCCCCCAAGAGACUGAGCUCUGUGACGGCUCCCCAGGAGGAGAGUGCUCUCUGUGAUCAGCCUGCAGAUCUGCCCACCGUGCAUGCAGCUCCUCCCAAUGGAGUGGAGACUAGCAGUGCUGGCAGUGUAAGGACUAUAGCCGCCAUGUUGGAGCUUUCUGGUGCUAGUCCAGUCAAAACGCCAGUAAAACAGGAAAAGGUUAUCGUCGGGAACAACCUGAAGCUAGAAACAUCCAUUCCCAAACCCGCCAGCCCAGAGAGUUCACCCAGAAUAACCCUGAUGCCCCAGACUCUGAGGGAGAGCGCUGGGUACCCCAGCCAGCGUAAAAGGACCUUCAGUGAGCCAGGGGUCUGCCAAACAGAUAAGAUGGAGCCUGAAGUGGAGGAGGUCAAAUCUGAUGCCGAGGAUGAAACAAAGGUGCAAACAAAACCAGGCCUGGACAGUUCUUCUUCAUCCCAGAACAGCUCCAGUGAGUGUAUCCCCUUUGCCGAGGAAGGCAACCUCACCAUUAAACAGAGACCCAAGGGGAACGGGCUUCUCAAGGCAGAUACUUCCACAGAAACAAAUGAGCAGGCAGCUGGGGGGCAGGGGACAAAACAGCUGGAAGUGCCUGAGUUCAACCUGACAGAGUCUGACACAGUAAAGCGAAGGCACAAGCCCAAGGAGAAAGAGGAGCAGCAGGCAGCCCCAGACGGGAAACCUGAGACCAACCACAGCGUCUCUCUGUCUCGCUGCGCCGGGGCUCACACUAUGAACAUUGUCUCCACCAAGAUAGGCAGGGGACCUCAAGAGCCCAUCACAGCCAAAAGGGAUUUUGAGGACGAUGAUGGCAUGGGCUUCAGGAUCGCAGAGAUCGAGAAAAGCAUCGAGUCUCUGGAAAAGGGCACAGGCAAGAUGGAGAAGCCGGCUCUUUCUCCCAAGUCCACCGGCUCCCAGGUCACCAAGCUGGCUACUGGAGCGUCCGCAGACACUAACUCCCACCUGCACAGACCUGUAGCAGCUGCAGAUAUCCAUGAGAUCCCUGUCCAUUCGGUGACGCUGAAUGUUGUCCAAAGCCUGGCUUUCACAACCACCACACCCAGCAGCCCUUGUUCCCUCUUACAGACCCCACACUUUGGGUCCCUGAGGCCCCAAAGCAGAGCAAGAAACUCCCCUGCCUCCUCCCCUCCUGGGCCAGGGGCACCCUACGUCUCAGCCUUGGUUCAGCACAGACUGGAGCAGACCAGCACCUCCCUUGAGGCCGCGCUGCAGGCAGUGGAGAGGAAGCUGACGCUGGAAGACAGCAGAGACUGUGGGAACAGCACAGUGCGAUCGGCCGGUAACAUUCUCGAUGACAUCGGCAACAUGUUUGAUGACCUUGCCGAUCAGCUGGACGCCAUGCUGGACUGAGGAGAGGAGGCCUGCAGUGCAGAAAGAGCAGGGGCCAAAUCGCUGCUGUGAGCACGGCUAGGAUAUGACAGGUUUCUGAAAGGACCAAGCCCUUGGGUGUCUGCAGCGAGUGAAGCUACAGCACUUUAACCACAGCGGGAGUUCCCGGGACACACAAAUAUACAGGGCUCUUGUUUGAGAAAUAACCUGAUUUGCAUACAGGAGCUUGGCCUUGAUUAGCAGGACAGAAUUCUGCAGUCCAGCUUCUUUUUCUGUUUCGGUUGGCUUCAACACAAGCACUUAAAAACAACAUACUGUACAAAACAGCUUAGUAAUUCAGUUAUGAAAAGUAUUGCCAGACUGCUAAUGUGUCUAGGACCCUUGUGUUUGACAUUUUACUAAGUCCCACCUUCCUUUAGAUUUAAAAGCUAAUCUCAUUGUGCAUACUAAUUAAAGUUUAUACAUCGAUCUGUAAUUGCAAAAGCGCAGGGAGUAAAAGUGGAGUACAGAGGCUAAGACUCUGAGUUCCUUAUCUUGUGUUCACCCUCCUACAUCAGGAAGGGCCUCUGCUGGCAAGCAGGCCAAGGCAGAGGCUGCCAAACCCAUUGAAAUUAACUGGAAUGCCAUACAUUUAAACACACAGCCUUCUGCACUCCACGUCACGUGGAACGUUCUGGGGGAUUAUGGUGCUGUUGGACAAGAUCAGUCCACCACAAAGACCAAAGCUUUUACUGGGUGUGCUGCGUUAACAUUUAAUAAGGAAUGCUUGGGCUAUUUUUAUUUUUAAAAAAAAAGAAAAAGAGGUUCUGUCUCCGUUUGUGCGAUACAUGUUUUGAAUGACCUAGAAUUCCUGGGUGUUUUUUUUGUUUGUUUGUUUUUUUCAAUGCAAGCGUGUUCUGAGAGUGCCAUUCCUCUGAGAUGAGGUUUAAAAAGCUUUUAACGGGGCUCCCGAGUGGCAUCCAGUAAAGGCGCUCAGCGUGGAGUGCAGGAUGCGCCUUGAACCGGCAACGUCCAGGCUAUAAUAACAAUAGGCAACGACUAAAUAAAAAAACAUUUUCAAAGUUGAAAUAAAAUAACACUGAGGCAUUGUAGCUAGAGCUUGUUGUUCUGCUUGUUUAUUGUACAGUAUAAGUUAGGCGCUAGCCCUUGCUCAUGAAAUUGAGAAGCUCUGGCUACUUCCAGGCAGGCACAGAUUACAGCUUCCCCUCAAAGCUCUGCGCGAGAGAGAGAGGCCUUCAGAGAUGAGAGAAUGAUGAUUCGGCCUGCUGCACCACCUCAUCUAGCCCCAGAUUAUUCCUACACUCAGAAUUUGUCAGCUUGUGUGCUGAUCCAUAGUAAAUUUAGUCAGCAUGUGUUUCCAGGCCUAGCUUCCUCGCACUUGCAUUCAAUGUCCUAUUCUAGGCAGUCAGUUUUUAGGCUUAAGGCCUCACCAGCAUUGUAACAUAGUCAUUGCAUUCAACUAUGAUUUUAAUAGAUAAGAUCACAUGGAAUGUAAGUGGACUCUGGCAUUCCACUCAAAGCUAUUUGCUAGUCUGGCUCAGGUUAUUGCAACACUUGGUUAUUUGAUCAGUUUCUGUACAGCACCCUGCGUGUAUAUAAAAGGCUCUUCACAAGCUUGGCAUUGUGUUAUCUUGCACUCAAUCUGAUUCAAGUCACACACAAAUCUUUAGUCGCAUGCUCAUUACAGUACUGGAGGGACGAUAGCUGUACAGAGACUAUCAGAAAUGCAUUCAUCUCCGGAGCAAGAAGUGGUCAGUCUGGUUUUUAAUGUUGCUGAGAAAUUUGACAGAGAAAGUAUCUUUCAGCAGUGUGGGCAUUUUCACAAGCUGGAGCACUCACUGGAAACUCUUUUCUUUAGUUUACUGGCCAUAUACAGUAUCCAUAAUACUGAAAAAAAAAAAUGUGUUUAAAAAAAUUAUUCUGUAAGUAGAGUUUAAAAACAAAAUCAUAUACAGAGUUACAAUAUUUUUGACUAACUUUUUUUGGCAUUGCUUAUGUACUGUAAAACAUGUUUUUCAAUCUUGGGUAGAGGGGUAAGGUCUCACCAGGGCAUGUUGUAAUGCUUGGGUGCCGUCACCAUCUGUGCUUUUGAAACAGGAUGCAGAGUCAUUACAGCCACUGACAAACACUGUAACCAUUGCCAGGUUAAUAAGCACCUUAUUUUAAAAACAUGUCAAAGUUAAUUCAGAACUGUUUCUAAACAUUUUCAAAUCACUGCGUGAAAGAUGCGAAGUGUAUAUGGCUUAUUUAAACAUUCCUGAUGCUUUAACAGCUGGGUUGAAUUAAAGCUGUAAACGCUUAAAAUGAGGCUUGUUUUCCAAGCUGACUGUAUACAAUCCUAGACCAGCACCCGGAAUGAUACAGUGCGUCACUAAUCAAAGUGCUGCUAUUGCUGAAACUGAACCACCUCUAACAUCUUGCUAAUCUUGUAAGUUUAAAUUAUAACAAAACAUGUAAUGCUUAUGUGUAUUCAACCAAAAUGUGUAUUAUUCAGUUUAGUCCAGAAAUUCUAACCAGUGCUGUAGCCAUUUCUGUUUAUUUUAAAUGCCUUCUGUUUUAUUAUGUUUAAAAAAAGGGACAAUGAUUUAAAAAAAAAAAAAAAAAAAAAAAAAAAAAGUUAUCGGUGUUUGACUGAGAUAUUAAGUAUUACUGAAUAUGAGUACUGUCUGCAAUGAGUGUUUAUUGCAUUGUCCACGUCUCUAAACCAGCUCAAUAAUGCCAGUUAUUAAACUUUAUGUUCCACUGUU